This is a messenger RNA of Zygosaccharomyces rouxii, 2025 nucleotides long. RefSeq lists its product as uncharacterized. The transcript has a single exon. The coding region runs from base 1 to 2025 and encodes 674 amino acids. NCBI's taxonomy places the organism in Eukaryota, Fungi, Ascomycota, Saccharomycetes, Saccharomycetales, Saccharomycetaceae. The record is from RefSeq and is a predicted model, not a curated record.
AUGUCGACUUCAGAAUCCCACUCUGGGCAGGAGGAGGGUUCUGGCAAGAACAUUGUACUCUGUUUUGAUGGAACUUGUGAAAACUUCGGACCUAACCCUAUUACAAAUGUCCUGAAGAUCUUCCAAUUGUUGGAGACCCAAGAUGAUAAAAUUCAGAUGUGCUACUACCAACCUGGGGUAGGAACGGAGGCGAAUUUUGAUCCCGUAGUUGAUAUGAGAAGAAAUUUUAGCACCGCAAGUAUCAUGAAUAAAAUUGAUGCCCUUUUUGCUUCGAGCAUCGAUCAUCACAUUGUCUCGGGUUAUUUGUUUUUAAUGAAUUAUUACGAGAAAGGUGAUAAAGUUUACAUGUUUGGAUUUUCUCGUGGCGCAUAUGUUGCAAGGGCCCUUGCUGGUAUGUUAGAAAGGGUUGGGCUUUUAAACAGGGGCUUAGAUGAUAUGGUUAGUAUGGCGUGGAAAAUUUAUGAAUCAUGGGAAUUUGCCGAACAACCAAGUGAAUCCAGCUACAAUACCACUUUAGCGGAAGAAUUCAAAAGAACAUUCAGUCGUCCUUACGAAAUAAGGGUUUUCUUCCAAGGUUUAUUUGAUUCAGUCAACUCUGUAGGGAUUCUAAGAGACAGAUUAUUCCCAUGCACCCAAAGAAGCGGUAUAGUAGACCACAUAAGGCAUGCAGUUUCAUUAGAUGAGAGAAAAGGUAAGUUUAAGCAACAAACUUUUGCGAUAAAUCUUGAUGCUCCAAAAUUAUUUUCCCUAAAUUACAAUAGUUACCUGGUGGAGACUGCAUCAGAGGUCUCUGAAGAACAGACCCUCGACGAUACUAACCCAAAUCUGUCUCAUUCAUUAAUCGAACUGAUGUUGAACAAAGGAAGUGGUUCAGUUAAACAAGCAUCUGAUUCUUCUGAAAGUAAUUCAUCUGCAAAAGCAGAGAAUUUAACGCAAAAAAUCAAUAAGCAGUUACAGAAACUGCGUAGUAGUAACCUACAAAAUACGAAAAAUGUCAACGAAAAUGUCGAAGGAUUUUUUGAAUAUGAGCCCUUCAGCAAUUCAGUUCGCACUGUUAAUUCGUUAAUGACAUCUGAUUUGGUGGAGAAGUGGUUCCCAGGCGACCAUUCGGAUGUGGGGGGUGGUUAUCAUUCUGAUUGUGAAACGAGAGAGGUGCUAUCUGGUUUAUCCUUACGUUGGAUGAUUGCAGAAGCUGUCAAACAUGGUUUAAUUUUUAAAAAACAUUCAAUUCAUAAAUUAGCGUCCAAGCAGACGUCAUUAGGUUCACUCUUCUCCACUAUCCAUGACAAAUUAAGUUUUAAUCAAGUGAGACAUCCAGAUUUGGAUGAACCCUAUGAACAAAUUGAAGACAACAAUACUGAUUCACGGGAACAAUUGCUUUCCGAAUUGGAAUCAGCUAAUUGGUUACAAACGACUUGGAAUAAUUUUAAAGAAAUGAGAAUCAACGAAAUCUUAACGGAGAGAGAAGCCGCCAGAGAGAAAUACACUUUUGAUUGUACAUCUGCUUCUAAAUUUCAAAUAGCUCUCUGGUGGUUAUUGGAAUUAAUUCCCAUUGGAUUAAGAAUGGAAAGUGGGUCUGGCAAGUGGAGAUCAGUAUACAUCCCGAACUUGGGCCAACCGCGGUACGUACCGGACUACGGUAAUAUUCAUUGGUCUGUAUACUGGAGAAUUAGAUAUGACAAUAGUUAUAGACCUAAAAACUUGCCAAACUAUUGUAGAAAACUUUUGAAAGGAUAUGCUGACAUUAAUAUGGAACCAUCAAAGGGUCGAAGUGCACAUGCUAUCGCAUCUCCAAUAAAGUCCUAUCCUACAGAUCUGGAUCAUAGAAGUAAUAAUAAUCUACCUAGUGAUAACAAUAAUUCUACGUCUACAAACGGUCGCGAAAUGAACAAAAUGAUUGUAAACGACAUUGCAGAAGUCCAAUGCUUUGAGACAGGUGUCAAAUUUUCGGAAUGGGCGGCUCAUCAUUGGCGUGAAAUUCCUGACGAUUUAGAACCGUGGCUUCUAAAAUUCCCCGAUCUCUAA